Diaporthe citri is the source of this 1071-nucleotide messenger RNA. RefSeq lists its product as uncharacterized. The record is from RefSeq and is a predicted model, not a curated record. NCBI's taxonomy places the organism in Eukaryota, Fungi, Ascomycota, Sordariomycetes, Diaporthales, Diaporthaceae. The coding region runs from base 1 to 1071 and encodes 356 amino acids. The transcript has a single exon.
AUGGCAGGGGAGUACUCAGAUGCAUCUAGCUCAUAUUGGGCUCCAGGGUGGAACUUUGAACGAUGGGUGCGCGCGGAUGAAGAAGAUCUGGCCACAUUGCCCGAGGACGAGCUCGUCAAGAUCCAGGACGGACUACGCGACAUACUGGGAGACGCUGGUAUGAGUAAGCUGUCGCGAUACAUGUUCGAUUUGGAGCAGCAGCAGGAGGAGCAGCAACAAGAAGACAAUAAGAAGCGCACACUUGAGGGGGACUUCAAGGGACCGCCAACCUCUUCCAGCGCCGAAAACAAUCAAACGCCCGCCUUCUUGCCACCCAAUUGGCUCAGAAUCUGGAGAAAGCACUUCAAUGGGCAGCAGUGGGGCUUUGUUGUUUUCCGCGCUGCCUGCUAUGGUGGCAGCGAUGACGACGAGCAGCGUUGGGCUAGAUUCAAGGAGCAGGUUCAGCGAAUUGUUGAGCUUCCCUUUGAGCGCGCCAUUUCACAGGCGAAGGAGGAGGGCGCCAUCAUCCCUGAUGAUUUCGACAAAGCCAGAGCCAAGUUUACCAUUCAGUGGGAGGAGUUUCCUGCAGGGCAAGAGUCGACUUCCGCCAUUCCCAGCUCAGAAUUGUUCCGUUCCGAGUACGCUGCUCUGAAGCCCAUUCUGAACUCUGGCUUAUCAUGGGAUGUUUUCCUCUGCGCCUCUACGGAAGCAGUAGAGUCAUUCGAAAAGGAGGUGUCAAAUACCGAUGAGAUGAGCAGUCUCUGGAGGCCCCGGGCACCAUUCUUACUGGCCGUUGCGGCGGACAAGGAUGCUGGGCUAGAGCCUGAUCAUGAAGAAAGGAUAUGGCUCAAGCCGGUCUUCAAGGUUGCUGCCGAAGCACUCGUGGAGUCACUCAUUGACGUUGUCGACAUGGGCACACCGCUACAACGCGUCACGCGCAACGUCAGAGGAGCAAACGAGCUCGAUGAAGCGACCGAGCAUCAAGACCAAGAGGAGCCGAACCAAGAGGCGGAAAGGCUCGACGAGAUUUGGUGGUCGAUGCACCCAUCGCCCGAGCGGCUGAGAAAGAAGCGCAGAAAGACACAAUCCUGA